AGAUGGCGGCCACCUUAGUAGCUGGACGCCCAGCGGGGACCGAACCUGCAUGGGGGCCGGAGGCCUUGUGCCCGGACUGGGGAAGCCGUGAAGUCUCCACAGGGACAACUAUCAUGGCCGUGCAGUUUGCGGGCUGGGGUGUAGUUUUGGGAGCUGACUCCAGAACCACCACUGGGUCCUAUAUAGCCAACCGGAGUGCGGACAAGCUGACCCCAAUUCACGAUCGUAUUUUCUGCUGCCGCUCAGGCUCAGCAGGCUGAUACCCAGGAGCAGUCGCUGAUGCAUCACUUACCAGCCUUGGUUUCCACAGCAUUGAACUGAAUGAGCCUCCUUUUGAGUACACACAGACAGCCAGUCUCUUUAAGAGAUGUGUUACCGAUUACCGAGAAGAUCUGAUGGCAGGACUUAUCAUUGCAGGCUGGGAUCACCAAGAAGGAGGGCAGGGUAUACUCCAGUGCCCAGUGGGAGGUAUGAUGGUCAAGCAGCCCUUUGCCAUUGGGGGCUCUGGGAGCUCCUAAAUCUAUGGCUAUGUGGAUGCUACUUACCGGGAAGGUAUGACUAAGGAAGAGUGUCUGCAGUUACGUGCUAAUGCUCUUGCUUUGGCCAUGGAGAGGGAUGGCUCCAGUGGGAGGGUGAUCCGCCUAGCAGCCAUUUGCAGAAUCAGCGCGGUAGAACGGCAGGUACUUUUGGGAGAUCAAAUUCCCAAAUUUGCCAGUACCUCUUUAACCACCUCCCUUGAAUCCAGAGUACAGUAA
Messenger RNA from Suncus etruscus (white-toothed pygmy shrew), 755 nucleotides. It is a transcript of the gene PSMB6, whose product is annotated as proteasome 20S subunit beta 6. Gene Ontology annotation, cellular component: proteasome core complex. NCBI's taxonomy places the organism in Eukaryota, Metazoa, Chordata, Mammalia, Eulipotyphla, Soricidae. The record is from RefSeq and is a predicted model, not a curated record. Gene Ontology annotation, molecular function: threonine-type endopeptidase activity.